Zerene cesonia (dogface butterfly) is the source of this 1422-nucleotide messenger RNA. RefSeq names its product gustatory and odorant receptor 22 (gene Gr21a). The transcript has 8 exons. Gene Ontology annotation, biological process: sensory perception of taste. The record is from RefSeq and is a predicted model, not a curated record. The coding region runs from base 94 to 1260 and encodes 388 amino acids. Gene Ontology annotation, cellular component: dendrite; membrane; axon. NCBI's taxonomy places the organism in Eukaryota, Metazoa, Arthropoda, Insecta, Lepidoptera, Pieridae.
GGCCCACAGAUAACUGACAAGGAUGGUGAGCUUUUGGACAAACAUGAUAGUUUCUACAUCACAACAAAAAGUCUAUUGGUACUGUUUCAGAUAAUGGGCGUUAUGCCGAUUAUGAGGGUACCGAAACAUGCACGGACCACAAAGCGAACUACCUAUAACUGGAUCUCAAAAGCAACGCUGUGGGCUUAUCUCGUCUGGAGCUUGGAGAGUAUCAUUGUGAUCAAAGUGGGCAACGAGCGACUCUCAAAUUUCCAGCAAAAUUCAAACAAACGAUUCGACGAAGUUAUAUACAAUAUUAUAUUUCUCAGCAUUCUCAUACCGCAUUUUCUAAUACCGGUUGCUUCGUGGCGCCAUGGGCCACAAGUCGCUAUAUUUAAGAACAUGUGGACUCAUUAUCAGCUCAAAUACCUCAAAAUAACUGGAACUCCGAUAAUAUUCCCGAACCUGUAUUCCCUCACGUGGGGAUUAUGUAUAUUUUCCUGGGCUCUGAGUUUCGCGGUUAUACUGUCGCAGCAUUACUUACAAGACGACUUUGAGCUCUGGCAUUCUUUCGCGUACUAUCACAUUAUCGCUAUGCUGGAUGGGUUUUGUUCGUUAUGGUACAUCAAUUGCAAUGCUUUUGGAACUGCAUCAAAGGGCUUGGCGACAAAUUUACACAAGGCUCUGGAAGCAGAACACCCGGCGCUCAAAUUGGCUCAAUAUCGCCACUUGUGGGUCGACUUGUCGCAUAUGAUGCAACAAUUAGGAAGGGCCUAUUCCAACAUGUACGGUAUAUAUUGCAUGGUAAUCUUCUUCACGACAACUAUCUCGCUGUAUGGCUCCCUAUCAGAAAUAUUAGAACACGGGCUCAGUUAUAAAGAAAUGGGCCUCUUCGUUAUAGUUGGUUACUGCAUGACCCUACUCUUCAUCAUUUGUAAUGAGGCUUAUCACGCCACGAGAAAGGUCGGUCUAGAAUUCCAAGUACGCCUGCUGAACGUAAAUCUGGGUGCUAUUGAUCGCAGCGCCCAGCGUGAGGUUGAAAUGUUCCUCGUUGCGAUUGCCAAGAAUCCGCCUAUUAUGAACUUGGAUGGCUUCACUAAUAUUAAUCGAGAGCUUUUUACUGCUAAUAUUUCCUUCAUGUCCACAUAUUUGAUCGUGCUGAUGCAGUUCAAAUUGACGCUACUGAGGCAGGGUUCACGGAAGAUAUUGCGAGCUAUCACUAGAGCUAUAUUUAAUACUACUACAACGAUGGCUGACGAUGACGAAUACGAUGAAGAGUGAUCUCAGAUAUACACGAUUGUUUUAUAAGUUUACAGUAAUAUAGAAGAACAUUCGAAUAAGUAGUCACGUUUUUGUAGUGUAGAUAAUAGAAAAUUAAAUUUAACACAAUGUUCGCACACAAAGCAUCUAUAAGGAUGAUCAAUAAAUGCUGUAUGUAAAAUA